This is a messenger RNA of Eublepharis macularius, 3895 nucleotides long. RefSeq names its product eukaryotic elongation factor, selenocysteine-tRNA specific (gene EEFSEC). The record is from RefSeq and is a predicted model, not a curated record. Bases 17 to 1780 code for a protein of 587 amino acids. Lineage: Eukaryota; Metazoa; Chordata; Lepidosauria; Squamata; Eublepharidae. The transcript has 7 exons. Gene Ontology annotation, molecular function: GTPase activity; translation elongation factor activity; GTP binding. Gene Ontology annotation, biological process: selenocysteine incorporation.
CGGCGUCGAGGCAUCCAUGGCUGGUGUAAGCAGUGCUCCGCCAGUCCCAGAGGCCGGCGCUUUGCGUCGGCUCAAUGUGAAUGUGGGUGUCCUGGGGCACAUUGACAGCGGCAAGACUGCACUCGCGCGAGCCCUCAGCACUAUCGGUUCUACAGCUGCCUUCGACCGGGCCCCGCAGAGCCGAGCUCGGGGCAUCACCUUGGACUUGGGCUUCUCCUGCCUGUGCACCGAGCUACCUCCGCACUUGGGACCCGGGCCUGGGCAGCUCCAGCUAACCCUGGUGGAUUGCCCGGGACACGCCUCCCUUAUCCGCACCAUUAUUGGCGGUGCCCAAAUCAUUGACCUGAUGAUGCUUGUGAUAGAUGUAACAAAGGGGAUGCAGACUCAGUCAGCAGAGUGCUUGGUGAUUGGGCAGAUUGCUUGCCAGAAGAUGAUAGUAGUUUUGAACAAAGUAGACCUUCUUCCAGAGGGAAAGCGACAGGCUGCCAUUGAGAAAAUGACAAAGAAAAUGCAGAAGACCUUGGAAAACACCAAAUUCCAUGGAUGUCCUAUAGUUGCUGUUGCUGCAAAGCCUGGUGGACCUGAAGCCCCUGAAACUGUGACACCGAUAGGAGUUUCUGAGCUAAUUGAGGUCCUGAAGUCAGAGGCUUACCUACCAACAAGAGACCCCUCAGGAUCUUUCCUUAUGGCCAUUGACCACUGUUUCUCCAUUAAGGGUCAAGGCACUGUGAUGACAGGAACUAUUCUUUCAGGCUGUGUUAGCAUUGGGGACAAUGUGGAGAUUCCUGCCCUGAAGGUGACAAAGAAAGUCAAGUCGAUGCAGAUGUUCCAUACUCCAGUGACAUACGCCAUGCAGGGUGACAGGGUAGGCAUCUGUGUCACUCAGUUUGAUCCGAAGCUCUUGGAACGUGGUCUCAUUUGUACACCUGAAUCUCUCCAGACAAUUCAUGCAGCUAUCAUCUCUUUAAGCAAAAUCCCAUAUUUCCGAGGCGCUCUUCAGACCAAGGCAAAGUUUCACAUCACAGUUGGUCAUGAAACUGUUAUGGGAAGAGUGAUGUUCUUCAGCCCGGCUCCGGAUGAUUUCAGCAAAGAACCCCUGGAGAAUGGCUUUGAUUUUGGAAAAGAAUAUCUUUAUCAAGAGGAAUAUCUUUCCAAAGACUCAAAACCUUCAGAGGAAAACAAGGAGACUGCCCAGACUGGGGAAAGACAGCUCCCAAAACAACAAUGGGCCCUACUGGAGUUUGAAAAACCAGUUACCUGCCCUAAGUUGUGUCUUGUGAUUGGUUCAAAGCUGGAUACGGAUAUUCAUGCAAACACUUGCAGAUUAGCAUUUCAUGGGAUACUGCUAGAAGGGAUAGAAGACAAAAAUUAUAUAGAAACUUGUCUUCCAAAGCUCAAAGUUUACAAGCUGAAACAUAAGGACGGACAAGUGGAACGGCUCUGUGAUGAUUACAGUGUGAUUGGUCGUUCAUUGUUUAAAAAAGAGACCAAUAUACAACUUUUUGUGGGUCUGAAGGUCAAGCUGUCUACGGGAGAGGAAGGAGUAAUAGAAGGUGGCUUUGGGCAGAGUGGGAAAUUUAAAAUCCACAUUUCAGAUGGGGUGAGGCCAGAAACAAAGGCACUUCUGACUGCCACCUCCAAGAAGAAGCCCAAGGCAGGGGAGGGGGAUCCAGCAAAAGAGGAUGAAAGUAACAAAGUUGACUCAGUCCAGCCUGUUCAUAUCACUCUUCUCUUUAAAAGAUACAUUUUUGAUGCACAGAAGAAAAUGAUUCAGUCCUGAGAAAACUCAGGAGUGUCCUCUUAAAGGCAGUUCCUUGGAUUUUGGAAGGUUUCGUCUUGGUAAUACACAAGACAAUUCCCAUGGACCGAAGACUGAAGCCCCAUCAUUGCUGCUGUCCUCAACUGGCUUAUAUUUUGAUUUUGCCAUUCCAGUCCACUGCCUGUAGGUUGAAGCCACCCGUUGAAAUUGUUUUGCUGUUUUCAUAGAUCAUAUUUCUUGACUUGAUUUUUUUCAUUUAGUUCAUGAUAGAAAAUCAAACAAAAAAGUGAAAUUUCAUUUAAUGGGAAGGCAAAAUGUUACCACAAUGUAUACUGAAAGUAAAUUAUUUUGCGUUUAGUAAUCCAGAUGUGUUGUUUUUAUGGCAGGGAUUACUUUGUAAAUGAGAUUUAUAUCUUGAAUACUGUUUAUAACUGGCUUCAGUGUCAGAACAACAUCCUCAGGGAUGUAUGUAAUUUCAUGGUAGAAAUUGUUAACCUUUCUUGUUUCAAGAACUGCUUUUGUAUAAUACGUUUAUGCAAACUUUUGGAAUCUGUUUUCCUCUGAAAAAGCUGAGAAAAUAAGCAAUUCUGAGCUAGUGUUAUAAGUAGUCCUGUUGAAGAUUAAUGCCACUAAGUAUCUCUUACCAAAGUGUCAUAUUAUGAAAACUAAACCAAAAGAUUACUUCAGAUUAACAUACUUCAGAUCAGCAUGUUAGUUACAAUGACAGUGAUGAGAACCAAGAAUAGAAACAUACAGAAAUUUCAGACAUAAAUUGGGGUUCUCAUGUCAAUACACUAUCAAUAUAGUAGCCAUGAGAAAAUCAAGCUAAUUUCUUAGGCCAGUUUUGUUCAGAGCCAAUUCUGUUUCAAACCAUGUAAAGCAUCAUUUCCCAGCUGAGAUUUUACAAGAGCAUUGUGGGUGGAAAUUGUUAUGCUGGUUAUUUUGUAGUUGGGAUGGAAUAAUGGCUUAAAGGUACUGAGCUUCAAGACUGCGGUGGUAGAAGGCAGUUGGGCAACAGACAGCACCAUUGCGGGGGGUGGGGGGGUGUUCUUCCAGUGAAACAUGGAGUGACUAUUGAUGUACAGCAACAAAUCAAUCGGCAUCCCUUGAGGCAAAAAGGGCACAGUGUCUUUGAUAUAGUGAAUGUCUGCCAUUUUAUCAUUUCUAAUUAAGUUUACUCAUCAGGAAAUGCAUUUACAUUACCCACUCUGGUCAUGUUUUAUCACUGAUUUUCUUAUUUUCCAACUUUUUCUUUUCUUUUCUCAAUCAUAGUUUCUGAAAAAAUUAAGUAUGGCUUAACUUAAAAUCAUAUGUGAUUUUUAUGAAAAAUCAUAUGUGGUUUUUAAAAAAUGGCUUUUGGCAAUAAUGGAGAGAGGGAAGGGAAUAAUAGCCACAAAGGCAUUUCUUGCUAAGUCGCCUUGCAUCUUCAGGAAUUUGGUACUUAACCUUGUUUGGACAGUGUUCCUUUAAAUCAAAAUGGAAAAAAGUGCUGUGUGGAUUGAUCUCAAGCAGUUUCUGCUGAGUGAGUCCCCGCCAAAGCUUUAGCACGUCCCUGAAGAUUAUGGGGUAUGCUUUCAGCAUAAUCCGUGAGGAAUUAGAUGGGUGAAUUCAGCUUUAACUUAGUCUGACUUGUGCUACCAGGCCCACUGGAAAAAAAUAUUAUCUUUGUAGGGGGGGGGAUGCACUUUCAUAGUAAUAUUUGUUCUAUGUUGCUGUGUAUGGAUCUCUCUUUUGUCACACAGAUGAAAAGAAUAUGUACCAUAUGAGACUUUUGCAGUCAAGGCUCUUUUUAUUUUCUGUUCUUUUGAACAUUAAAAAUAGUACUUGGUGGUUAUAUUAUGUUUCCUUUUUUAAAAAAAAAUUAUUGGGUGAGUAAAAAUUAAUAUUACAAAUUUUCAAUUAAAACCCUCACUUCCCUGUUCUCCCACCCUUUUCCCUCCCCCCGUAAUCUAAGACUUCCAACAGUUUUCCAACCCACUGUCUGAAUCUACUACUUAUAUCCCCUUUUCUAUUCUUAACUGUCUUAACACACUAGUAAAAUAGAUAAUAUAUAUUAGAUUAAACAAAACCUAACAUCAAACUAUCAGUUACAUUAUGUUUCUAACUUAUCUCCUCUCUUCUCUUGUAAAGAUCAGU